This is a messenger RNA of Crotalus tigris (Tiger rattlesnake), 1015 nucleotides long. RefSeq names its product immunoglobulin lambda-1 light chain-like. The record is from RefSeq and is a predicted model, not a curated record. The transcript is spliced from 4 exons. NCBI's taxonomy places the organism in Eukaryota, Metazoa, Chordata, Lepidosauria, Squamata, Viperidae. The coding region runs from base 69 to 788 and encodes 239 amino acids. Gene Ontology annotation, biological process: immune response; immunoglobulin production.
AGCCCCCAAUAAAGUCCACUUGCUUUAACACAGGGGCUCAAUCUCCAGAAGCUUGAGAACUUCUCAACAUGUUGGCAGCAUCUCUCAUUGUCCUUCUGGGGAUCUGGUGCACAGGAUCCAGUUCUCAGCCUACAGUGAUUCAGGAAUCCUCCAUGUCACCUUCCCAAGGACAGACGGUCAAGUUCUCUUGUUCCCUGAGUAGUGGACAAGUAACAUCUUAUGAACAGUCCUGGUACCAGCAAAAAGAAGGAGGUCCUCCCAGAUUCCUUUAUUAUUACUACACCAGUGCAAGCGCAGGCUCUGGAGACCUCAGCCGCUUCUCUGCCUCCAAGGAAAACAACCAAAAUAAAUGGUAUUUGACCAUCAGGGAUGUCCAGGCAGAAGAUGAGGCUGUUUAUUAUUGUGCUGUGUGGUAUGGUGCUAGUAGCGUGUUCAUCUUCGGUGCUGGAACCCAGUUGACAGUCACAGGUCUGCCCACCGUAUCUCCUUCGGUGCAAGUCUUUGCUCCUUCCCAGGAAGAGAUCAGAAGCCCGAACCCACAUACCGUGGUCUGUCUCCUGAGCGGAUUGUACCCACCUAGUUUCGACCUGCAAUGGAAAUGUGAUGAUAAAGUGAUAACAUCUGGAGUGGAGACCACCAAGGCCACCAAGCAAGGGGACAAAUACCUUGCCAGCAGUUACAUGAAACUGAGCACGUCUGACUAUGAAAAAUAUGGCACUUUCACCUGUCAAGUGACGCAUGAAGGAAAGACCAUUGUGAAGAGCGUGUCAAAAUCUGGAAGUUGUUAACUCCGUCAUGUAUCCUCUCCUGCCAUUCGGCAGGAGACAGGAGUCCCUUCUCCUGGGCUCUCAUUCAUUCUUUCCUAAACUUUAAUGUGAUCCAUAGUGUCUCUUUCUAUCCCAUGUAGUUACACCCUUUGUAUCCCCUCCAUGUCUUUGCCCUUCAAAUCGAUUCCUCCCCCCCUUGAUCUGCUAGAUUCUACUGUCAGAACAUUAAUAAAGAUGGAUGUAUUUCA